AUGGCGUCUAGAUCCUGUACCAGAUCCCCUCGGAUCGCGCUGCUUCAGUUUGAUCCCAGCAGCAACCAGCACAUCGAUCCUAGCAGGAACCAGUACAUCGAUCCCAGCAGGAACCAGCACAUCGACCCCAGCAGGAACCAGCACAUCGAUCCCAGCAGUAACCAGUACAUCGACCCCAGCAGGAACAGCACAUCGUCCCAGCAGAACCAGAACCAGCACAUCGAUCCCAGCAGUAACCAGUACAUCGAUCCUAGCAGGAACCAGUACAUCGAUCCCAGCAGGAACCAGCACAUCGACCACAGCAGGAACCAGCACAUCGAUCCCAGCAGGAACCAGCACAUCAACCCCAGCGAACGCUCCAUUGAGUGGAGAAGUGUCCAUUAUCAUCGCCUGGUGGUGGUCCUGGUGGUCCUCAUCGCCUUGCUCCCAGUGCUGAUACUGAGACACAGAGUCAGCAGGCAUCGCUAUGAUAGAUUGCCAUCCCAUCAUCCGCUGUUGCCGUGGGGACAUGUGUUUCCUCCUUCUCCCGUGAGCAGUGGACCGAAACCGAGCUGUGAUGUCAGCACAGGACGUGUGGAAGGAUGCAUGAUGGGAAAUGAUGCUAACUUGACGUCAACACUUAACCAACUGAGUGUGAAAGGGACAGGCCUCUGUGGACCCUGCAAGUACCUGACAAGCUGGGGGUCAGUCGGCCGGCUCAGGGGGAGCCAAAGGGGAUAAAAUAAGGAAUCAUGGACCCAGAUGUUCUCCACUGCCCUUGGAAUGUCUUGGAAGGUUCUGAUCCACAGGGUCUGGGCAAGAGAAGGGAACGGGACAACUCCAGAGCCCCCCUCCCAGUG
Hemiscyllium ocellatum (epaulette shark) is the source of this 839-nucleotide messenger RNA. RefSeq lists its product as uncharacterized. The record is from RefSeq and is a predicted model, not a curated record. The transcript is spliced from 4 exons. Lineage: Eukaryota; Metazoa; Chordata; Chondrichthyes; Orectolobiformes; Hemiscylliidae. The coding region runs from base 1 to 720 and encodes 239 amino acids.